Messenger RNA from Mycena citricolor, 351 nucleotides. Lineage: Eukaryota; Fungi; Basidiomycota; Agaricomycetes; Agaricales; Mycenaceae. The record is from the annotation of a GenBank genome assembly.
CCCGUCUCGACGGCGCUCGCGCCGCUCGCCGUGUUUGUGGUGAUCAACGGCGCGGCGAACGGCGGGUUCUUCUCGACGAUGCCGACGGUCGUUGGGACGGUUUUUGGCGUCGGCCGGGUGAGUGUGGCGAUGGGCAUGAUCGCGACUGGUUGGGUCGGCGGGUAUCUCAUGGGAGCACCGAUUGCGGGGUACAUCCUCAACGCAUACGGCGGUGCUGACAGCACGUUAUCCGCGUACCACCCGGCGAUGUUCUAUGCGGGAUCCAUGGCUGCAGCAGCCGCGGGUCUCGUCCUGUUGGUCAGAUUCAAAAUCAGCACCGACGUGCUCAGUAGAGUUUAGAAAGAAGAUUUC